Molecule: messenger RNA, 7950 nt
Organism: Macrobrachium nipponense
Lineage: Eukaryota; Metazoa; Arthropoda; Malacostraca; Decapoda; Palaemonidae
Product: histamine H1 receptor-like
Exons: 5
Coding region: 1485-3581 (698 amino acids)
Biological process (GO): regulation of vascular permeability; adenylate cyclase-activating adrenergic receptor signaling pathway; positive regulation of vasoconstriction
Cellular component (GO): plasma membrane
Molecular function (GO): histamine receptor activity
Source: RefSeq, a predicted model, not a curated record
GAUGCCGUUAAUUACUCUGAAAUGUUCGGUAACUUAAAAAUUUUCGUCAACUCCUUUAGAUAUAGUAACAGUGACCUUUAGAAAAUAGGCAAUAAAAGAACUGCUAACAAAAAUGCUACCGAUAUCAAAUCGUUCCCGGCGUUUUUUGAAAUAAUAACGAUCUGAACAUUUUUGUUCAAUUAUCAAUUUAUAUAUAAAAUGGUUAUGAUUUAGUUCUUGAAACUGUUAAUAAAUUCACAUUCACAAACACUCAUCAAAGGGAACGCUGUCAAAAUGAUUCGUGCUUUCAAACAUGCUGAUCGUGAUUAAACGUUUCAUUAUAUCUGAAAAGGGAAGGAUUGGUUUUGCAUGGAAAUCGAUGUCCCACUGGCAUUGGCCAGUUAUGGUAAACUGAUCUGUUAAAAGGAUUUAUAGUGACGUUAUGUGAUGUUUUGAGAGUAUCCGUAUACUUGAAAAUAAGGACGAAGGGAAAUAUGUGAAAUAGUUCUUGAACAGCUGCUCCAGCAAAUAUAAACACUGCGGAGAUGAUUCAGGACAGUACAAAGUGCGAGGUAAAGUUUAAAAGGUAACUCAUGAAAUGGAAUACUAAAGAAAAUGGUCUGGAAAUAUCAAGCAUCACUGAAAUUACAUCAGUUCUAGAAAAGAAGUUGGCUGUAAUUUCCAGCAAAGUCUCCAUCGAAAUUUGUUCUAUUUAAAAUAGAUUACAUCAAAAGAAUACUACAAAGACCAGAGACUCAUUGAAGACUUUUUUUGAACAAGAUUCCUUAAUCAACGCCAGAGGGAAGUGAUAACGAGAGGUACCACAACAAGGUCUGUCCGUGGAAGCCUGGAAGUCCUAACAAUGGCUGUCGAACGAAAGCAGUUACGUUCGCCAUCUACAAUGACAUCAUCAGUGAUUCGGUCAUCACCAUGGAACAACAUUCCAGGCUUAAGCAUUACAAAAUGUGAACGUUCCUUCGCGCUUUAUCCCUAAUAAAUAACGAUAUCUCUCCAAUGAAAAACUAAAGUUGGAAAAUUUGAUGCAGUUCAAAUGAAAGUCACAACGCUGCACAAGAACGCUACUGUACGAAAAUUUCCUUAUUGAUGGAAAUAAAAGAAAAUGACAUCUUUUCCACAUGCCUUAUUCGACGGUUAACGAAAUGCAGUGACACCUUUGAAAUUACUUUGAGGAGCAGUUAGCAGGCAGUAUUUAGAGAAUGAUGAGAAUGAUAAUACGUCAAAGACUUUCUCAACUCUUCUUAUGGUAAAUUCUCUGAUUAUUAUAUUUUGAUUAUUAAUAUUUUACUUGUUUAUGAGGCCUAAAAUGUAGUGAAUAACGACGGUCGAUUCAAAACUAUCUAUACUGGAGCUCAUUGACUCAAAACAUGUAUUGAUGAAAAAUGUCGUAUCUGAAAAGAAUAAAAUAUCUGCAAUCCCUGAAGAAAGGUUGACCCAUACCAUAAUAUAAAGUCAUUGCUGGAAAUCUAUCUAUCCUGGAAUAGCAGAUGCCUUUCAGCGGAUUCGCAAUGAACUUACAACCCUACUCCAUAACAGAUAUCGAUACAACGCCUUUUAAGACGUAUGACGAACUGAGCUCUAAUAGCAGUCAGAAGGCGAGAGCUGGCAGCCAUGGAAUGAUACCAAACUAUGGAAGUUCUUCCAGUUCCGUCGGUUCUCGAAUUCCAGGUAAUCAAUGCACUUCCUCCUCUUCUUCCGGUCCCUGCAACCACACCACAGCGGACGUCUUCCCAUCCAGCCACCAUCCCACUAAAGGCCUCUUCCAUCCGAAAGAUGUCUCUUACUGGAACCCGGAUAUCAACCGUCCGUUCUGGAAACUCGAUGGCGGUGCACCCAGCUGGAACGUCACGGACCAUCGACCCUGGAACGCCGCCGGAAACGAAACAAGCUGGAACUUUCCCUUCGACGCGUCCUGGAACACAUCCGCUCACUCAGACAAACAUUUUCCCGUCGGGGAAAACAUUUCUCCAGUUGGGGAAAACAUCGCUUACAGUAACGUGACUGUCACUGACGCUGGAGGCUUCGAUGGGAUUGAUGAAUGGAGUACAGGGCUCUUGGCUGUUACCGGAAUCUCUCUCUACACAUUAGCCCUCUGCACGGCCGUUGGCAACGCCCUGGUCAUUCACGCGAUAAGAACGGAAAAGAGACUGCAGACGGUAUCGAAUUUGUUCAUCAUGAGUCUGGCAGCUGCUGACCUGACAGUUGGGGUGAUUGUUAUGCCUAUAUCAGCUGCCUACGCUAUGAUGGGUAACUGGAAACUGGGCUUGCCUGUAUGUCAGUUCUGGCUAGCCGCCGACUACACUGCAUCAACAGCUUCCAUCUUCAACUUGGUGAUCUUAUCGCUGGACCGAUAUUGGUCCAUAACAGCUCCUUUACGUUAUUUAAGAAGAAGAACAAGAAGAAGAGCAUGGGUCAUGAUAGGAGCUUCUUGGGCAGCAGCAAUGGCUUGGUUAGUUCCGGUGCUAGCUUGGCAUCACAUUGCAUUGGAUGGCAUUCGUCAUCAACCCGAACACGUCUGUGAAACAGAGUUCACCAACAAUGUACCAUUUAAAGCAGUAACCGCUGCACUAAACUUCUAUCUUCCAUCAGCUCUUAUGCUGUAUCUCUACUGCCGAAUUUUCCGAGAAAUACAAACACGGCAAGCUCUUGGGAGAGUCAAUUUUUCCAGCCAUGAUGUACCAAAUGACUCCUGCAGUGAGGUGGAACGAGUACAGAGGCACAGUCAUGGUUCAAAGAAUUCUCAGCCACAUGACAUCCCUACGAUUACCACAACGGCUGAACGGAGUCAGUUUCGAAGCCUUACCAUAGUCACUCCUGGAAGACAUGACUGUUCUCAUUUUUCAGGUGUGACGGUUAGUGUUGAGUAUCUUCCAGAGGAUUCUGGACACAGUUCUCCAACUCUCAAUCACCAGUACCCAAACCAGCAAAGUUUACAAACACAGCAACAGUCUCAGCAACAGCAGCAAUUACUACAACAGCAGCAACUUCGACGUCAAAAUACAAAUAGGUUAAGUCCCCAUCAUAAUCACAUCCACUGCUAUCAAAGUACUACAAGGCCGCAUUCCUCAUGGGAUCCAUCCAAUGAUUCUAAUAAGUGGAGGUGCAGCUGGCGCCUUAGCAGUAUGUCAAGAACACAAGGAAGUGGUGGAGGCGAAGGAGGUGUCAGCCCAGGACAUGCAUCCUCCAGCGAAGCUAGCACCAACGGGACUGGCAAAAAGAGGUCUAUGGCAUGUGCCAACAGUAAUGCAGCUACUGGUGGUCGUCGUAUGGAAGGUGUCAACUUGGCCAAGGAACGCAAAGCGGCACGUCAACUAGGAGUGAUUGUGGGAGCAUUUAUGGCCUGUUGGGUUCCGUAUUUCACACUAUUUCCCAUCAUGGCCCUCUGCGAUAACUGUGUGCCUCCUCAAGCGCACACAGCAACUAUAUGGUUGGGGUACCUAAAUUCGACUCUCAACCCAGUCCUUUAUCCUCUCUGCAACCACAACUUUCGAAGAGCAUUUGCUAGAAUGCUGCGACUUCCUUUGCGCAAACCUCACAACCAAGCAAAUGCACACAGAGUGGCUACUAUUACUAUUGGUCACUGACACCAGACAUCUAGGUAUCUUGCAAUAUACUAAUAUAAAGGGAACAAAGUAGGAUAAGUCAUGAAACAUAAUGAUUUCAAAACCCAUCAAAUGUAUAUACAUAUAUGUUUAUAACAUGAGUAGUUUUCUCCAUAUGUAGAAUCUUCUUGUUUACAGUAGCUUUUUAAUAAUUGUAUGUAAGAGUUUAUAUACAAGAUGAAAUACCCAUAUCACAGAAUGGUCAAGGUGCUACCAACCUAUCUAUAACGUCUGAAAAAAUUAUAUUACAAGGUUAUGGCUGUAUACUAAUCAUUAAUGAUCCUCUCAGUCUUUUAACAUUACAUUUACAAAAUGUAAUCAUCCUAUUAGCAUAUCCAUUUCCACUCAAUUUCACUAGACCCUGUAGUGGUUUUAGAGCAUUCCUAAACUAAUUGAUGUAAUACAAUUCCUGGCAACAAGGCAACCAAACCCAACGGGGUUUAUGAACUUGAUAUUCAUACUUAACAGCGUUAGUUUGGCAUGAAUUUGAUUAUUCCUUUUACUCAAUGAUUAUCAUAAAAAUCUACCAUAACAAAAGUCACCUUUGAGAGGUUGAAUCUUCAUAGAGCUGUCUUAAAUAUCACUCUUAAAGCUUAAUGUGGGAGACCCAAUAGGCAGUUCAACAUGUAGUUUGAAUGUCAGUUUCAAACCGAAUUAAGAUGCAGAGUUGAAAAUGAGGACUCUACCAGAUUUUGAAUUUGAAUGAGAAUAAUCUUCUCACAGUCAACAUUUUAUGUUUCCUAUAGAUAAAGUUUUUUUUACAAAUAUCCAAAACAAGCUGAGCAUUUCGUCCUAUGAAAUGACAUUAAAAUCCAGACUUUGAAAUCAGUUUUACUUUGAAAAUUUAUAUGAAGGAAAUUCAAGUAACCUAAAGGUUGUUUUCUUCUUAAUUAAGGAAAUUACAUGACAUAUCACCAGAAAAAGCAAGGAAAAUGAGGUGGCUCUUCUUGUCUGAUCUUUAAUUCUCGUGGACCAGUACAACCAGUGUAUUAAAACCUAUAUUUUAUUGAAUCAAUCAUAAACAAGUAUUUGAUAUUGUGUUGAAAUAUAGCAGUUGCUCAUUUCUACCCAUACUCACUGUGAUUACAGCUCCAUUUUUCAUGAGACAUCUAGACAUCUGUUACGUUUAUAAUUUUCGUUUGAUUUAUGGAACUUCGGCUUCUUUCUAUCAAGCUCCGUUGUUUCAGUGAUUAUUCUUUAUUGCAAUUAGUAUUAUUAUCCACAAUGCACUCAUUUCCAUUUGCAACAAGCUAAAAAGGGUCGUUAAAAUAUUGGUCGGCGUAACACACGGAAGAAAAAAGUAGAGAAAAUUUCCUGAGUAAAUACUACCAUUAUCAUUCCAUAAGAUUUGGAAUAUAUUCAAUCAAGAGUGACAGAAUGAAACACGCCAGUCAUUGGUAUCUUCCAAAGCAUAAUCUCUCUCUCUCUCUCUCUCUCUCUCUCUCUCUCUCUCUCUCUCUCUCUCUCUCUUAUAUAUAUAUAAAUGGGUAUAAGCACACGAUCCCAAAGUAAUUGAUGCUGAAAAAGUGACAGGCAGUUACUCAUUAUACUAAGUUUUCUCCAAAGAAAAGCUAAAAGAGUCCAUGACUCUGAAAAUCUACUUAUGCAGCUGUAUCCAACGCGACUGCAUGAUUAGAAAAUGGUCUCGCAAAAUAGUCCAGUGUUCCAUUCUUAAAUUUUAUUUUUUCUGCAACCAUUAUGCUAUCCAGGGCAAUUUUAUUAUAUAAAAAGUGCACCUAUGUAGAAAUUAAGACAAUUGAGUUUAUAUCUUCCCUAGACCAUGGUUUGGCUAUGAACACGGCAUUUAGUUGUGUAUAUCACAACAAAUUUCCAAUGAAAAGGAUAUCGUUGUAAUUCCUAAUAAAAUACUUUAUUUCUUAUUAGAGAUAAAGUGCACAUACCCGUUGAUUUGAAAAUUAGGCUUAUUUUCUAUUUAGGGAAAGUUGAAUAUAUAUUAAUGUAACAUGGAGAAAGAAACCUCCACUAUCACUGUUUAAUUGUUUUUGAUUGUUAAACCCCCACAAAUUUUGUUUUAAUUUUUGCCUCUCAUUUAUACUCUUUCAUUCUAAGAAAAUAUGUGAGCAACAAACGAAGAAUACAUUAUAGAUCUUAAAAAUAGGAAAAGAUUGCAAUAUUGACUAUCGAUGCAAAAAGUGCCGGUUGCUCAGGAUAAUUGUUCCUUAUUGGGAUGAUGAUUCUCUUGUCAAAUGACUCCCAUUCAGUAACAAAAAAAAAAAAAAAAAAAGACGAGGGUGUGUGACAAGCAGGAGGGGGAGAGGGAGGAGGAAGAGGAGGAUUAGAAAAUCCGAGGCAUAAGAUUCGAUGAUUGUCAACGAUUUUGCUUCGUUAUUUGUUUUGAAUUCUCGUGUUUACACCGUCGAACGAACAUUUGAUCGAAAUCUGUUGCUAGAAAACAUUGCCACAUCUCAUUUACAGUUUAGAAGGAAGAAAACAGUGCCUGAUUCUGACCAGUCUCGUUAUGCUCCCAACCGAGAAUUUCUCAGUUUUGCAUUCCAAGACAGAAAGCUCUAUAAUAUUGAAGGACACUUUUGAAAUGAUACAUAAAGAAGUCUUAUACGAUUAUUCAAAACAUUACUCAAUGAAUUCAUUUACUUAGUUUCUGGUAUAAAAGGAAAAAAAAUACGACAAAAAUAAAUAUUAAUAGCAUUCUAUCAUGCACAUCAAUUGUAAGUACCAUAUGCGUACUAUAUAUUCAUACAAGCAUUUAUGUGCAAGGUUUAUACUUCUAUAUAUUGCUAAAUGCAUACCAGAGGGGGAUAGUAGUACAAGUGGUGAUAAUUUGCGAAAAAACUGAAACCUUGAAUAUAUUCAAAGCAAUUUUACUGAUGUCUCCCACCACGUGGAAGUAUGUUCGAAAAGGUAUGGUAAAUUUACCAGCCUUACAAUAAUCCAACAUAUUUAUCAGCAGAGAGGGAAAGUGCUUAACAUUUAACUUUGAAAAGAGACGGAAGUGAAUCAAACUUAUCGAGAGUUUGAAAUUCAUUCUGUCAUGGGUGAAUAUAUAGCAAGAGGUUUUAAGCAUUAAUAGAGACUAGAGAGUAUUUAUUGGUGAAAAAAAUGCUCGAAGCAAUUCGAGAGACUUAUAAUAAAGGGACAUUUUUCCACAGAAUAUCAAAUAGUAAAAUAUCAUUUAAUAACCAAUUCGCUGACGAAAUAUGUUUCCUUAGAGAAUAUAUCUAAAUAAAAUAUAUACCCCUUCAGAAAAUAAAUAGCACUCCAAUUCGUCGCUGAGAAAGCUUUUGGCAUAAAGAGCCUAGGAGCCAUCUAAUGAUCGGAAAGCGCUUUACCCUACAGAGUGGCAAUCACUAGAUCAGAGUCAUAAACAGUGCAAAAAGUAAUUAGCUGUAAAAUCAAUUGUUUCUGUAAAACAACCAACAGAAUUAUCCAUACGCACAAAUGUCGACAGGUAUGAAAUCCUUCGUAAUCAAUAACUUUUAUAACGCCACCUUAGUUAAGCUUAGGCUCAAACUAUCUACUCACAAUAAUUUUUUAAAUAUCGUAGUUCUGGGUGACACUCGGAUAGUGAAGAGUGUCGCUUCUAAUACGAUUCUUGAUAACACUGCAAUUAUGCACAGUCUAUAGAGACUUUAGACCUUAGAAAGAAUGAUUGCUCUGCAUAUAUUUCUAUUUUUUCUACGAAUAAGGCAGUUUUAUUAGACCAGAAUGAAAAGGAAUCUGUCAACAGAUUAUGAGCAAAUGUCUAAAAUAGUUAUUUUUCCUAAUACUCGAAAGUAUCUAACAAUGCCUUUUCUGUAACAGAAUGCCGAAGGAUUAACUUUCACACUGAAAGACAAAAUGAAUCACUCCUUCUUGCUGCAUCUCGUACUUCACGCGAUUAUUUCAUGUUUCAAAGUAAAAUCAUAUCUGUCAUUUUCACCAUAUUUACUGUUCACACCAACCAUGUGAUUUUGAGUGACGAAAACAUUUACCCUAGAGCAUUUCUUCGUUAUUUCAAUCAAUCUGCAGGUUUGACAGCGGUCAACAAAGCUUAACUACGUGGAAACAGCUGCCUUUUAAACAAAAAAUCGGUGCCCAGCAUUUGAACAUCCAAGACGGAGAAAUCUAUGAGACAGACUAACAAUAAAAAUGGCCUCCAAGGAUAAAAAGAUCAACUUCCUCAUCUUUCUUAUGGGACUACGUAAGGUUUGCAGAAUAGUCUCUCACAAACAGCAAAGCAAUUUAUGACCCUUUUAGCACCCCUCUCCCUGCACGUGCGUUCAUUACCAUAUCAUCCCCAAAUCUUUCCUCUGAACACCGCCAAGAUGUAUGUAGUGUGGAACAAUCCAGCAUCCCGUGACUUCUAAGCUCAGUGUGCAACCCUGUGAUCAUU